Lathyrus sativus (Indian pea) is the source of this 2709-nucleotide messenger RNA. The record is from the annotation of a GenBank genome assembly. Lineage: Eukaryota; Viridiplantae; Streptophyta; Magnoliopsida; Fabales; Fabaceae.
AUGGCAGAGGAUGAGGAAGACGACGAGAGCUUCGGUGAUUUCAAGUUCGCUUCCUUUCCGAAUCAAUCACUCCCUUCCACCUCCGCUUGGGGCAACUUCGUCAACCAUUCCAAUCACAUCAAUGGCACCACCGUCUCAAAACCCUCUGAUCCAUUUCGCGUUUCCCCGGAUCCCCUUGGGAAAACUGCAAACAAACCUCGCGGAGGAGCUAUUCCUCUUUCAAUCUUCGGCGAGGAAGACGAUGAACCUGUUUCUGAUUCCAAUUCCAAUGAUUUUUUCUCCAACGGCGGUGGUGUUGUGAAAAAGGGAUCCGAUUCGAAUGGUUCUGUUGGAAUUAGUGAUUUGAUUUCCAAUUUGUAUUAUCAGCAAAACGGAUCAGCUUUGGUUUCCAAUGUUGGUCCUAACAGUCCGAAGAACUUGGAUGUGAACGAUUUGAAUCAGGAUGAGGACGAGGAUGAUGAUGGAUGGGAAUUCAAGUCUGCCGAACGGGAAACUGGAAAUGAAAACUUGAAUGUUAAGGUUGAAACGCCAAAGCAUGGUAACGGUGCGAUUGGAGUUGGUGCUUUGUCAGAUUCAUCUGCUGCAUUUUCUGACAAAGUUGGUGAAUGGAACCUGGGGUUUGAGUUUCCUCCUAUUUCUGCAUCUCACAGCCUUCAGCUAGAUCCGAAAAGUGAAUCAAAUGAAACUGGAGCUGGGUUUACUAUGGUCAAUCAAGCUUUUGGGAAGUUGGCGAAUGCACAUUCAUGGCCAGGAUCAAAUCAAACUUUGGAAGCACCAAAAAAGGAUAAUAUAUAUCUCACUGCUAUAGAAGCACCAAAAAAGGAUAAUAUAUAUCCCACUGCUAUAGAAGCACCAAAAAAGGACAAUAUAUAUCCCACUGCUAUAGAAGCACCCACUGAUGAUGGCGGAGCUUCCCAUAGUACUGUUGAUCCAUCUCUUGCAUCACAAUCUCAUCAAUCUAAUGGGUGGGGCUUUGACUUUAAUUUCAAAUCUAGUUCCAUGGGCGAAAACGGCCUAUUUUCAGAGUCAUACUUCAAGACAGAAAACAACUACGAUGUAAACAACAAAAGCAAUGCCUCCCCAACCAAUAUAAAUGUUGAUUCAGAUGUCAAUUUGUUUGAAUCAAAAGAUGCAGUCGCGGAAAUUGGAAUAAAACAUGAGAAGCCGCUAAUAGCUUCAGAGAAUCGUAGGGAAGCCUUGCCUCUGUCAAUUUUUGGUGAUGAUAUGCCUGAUACAAUUGAACAUUCUGUAUCUCAAGAUUUGUCUCCCCGUGCACCAGUAUCUCCAAUGCAGAACAACUUUAAUAGUCUUCGUUCCAACUUAUCUAUCAAUGACUUGAUAUGGAGUUUAUAUAGUCAAAGUGAAGACAAAACUUCUCCUAAUGUGACACCAAAAGCAAAUGAAAAUCAGAUUCGUGCCUCCCCUGAAUUAUCAGGCUCCGGUUUGGAUCACAGUGAUGAUUUUGAUGAUGACUUUGGGGACUUUAAGGAUGCUUCACCUGAAACCACAUUGACCCAGGAAUCUGCACAAAACACGUCUCAUUAUCCAACAGAAGUCACUGAGAAUGGGUUGCAGACUUCUUUGGGUGUUUUAAAUUUUGAUUUGAUCAAUGAUAAUGAUGGUUUUGAAGAUGACUCGUGGGAAUUUAAGGAUGCUAUAUCUGGAAAAAGUACUCAAGAUCAAGCAUCUACUAUAGAUCACAGAGAUUUACUGACGCAGUCAUCCUCCAAAUUAGAACCAUCUGAUUGUGUGGAGUUUUUUAGCACAUUGAAGGAUGAGUUGUGCAAUAAUGUUCUGUUCCAUCUUCAGAACCUUAAAAAAGCUCGAGAUGUUGCGGCUCUUUCAGGCGAAGAUGCAAAAGUAAAAGCUCUUGAGGUGGAAAUUCAGGAAUUUUCUCAGAUACUGCAUCAGCAUCAUAUGGGCGUACCCGUUGAAUAUCUCUCAGAAAAUUAUUCGCCGAGAAAUGUAAACUUUAAUGAGCUUCUUAAAGUUUUGAAGGAGCCAAAGUUCCUACCUCUUGAAUCAGAAUACCAGCUAGCAUUAAGGUUGUCUGAGGCCGAGACGGAUAUAAAAUCUGCUAUGGAACUCUUGAAAGAAUCAGCAUCAACAUUAAGAAUUCUCAAGUUGGGAUCAGGAGAAGAACAAUCUAAUUAUCUUACAAUAUGGUCCAAGAUUGCCGUUGUUUGUUCUCAAGAGCUGCAACAUGGUGCUUAUACCUGGAAGGAAGCCGUUCAAAAGAAUGUCCAUGACCAGUUAUUAUCUAUCCCAAAAGGUGUUCGGUAUGUCCAUGCACUUGGAGAAAUUUAUAGAGUGUCAGAAAUUGUUGGAGCUUCGGCCAAAUUUCACAAACCAUGGAUCUUAUCAGGUUCCAUAGAUUGUACAAGUUUAUUUGCUCUUUUGAACGAGUGUAAUAGCCUAUGGUUGGCUUCAGGACUUGAAGAAGCUCUUUCUAGUAUAUCAAAGAAUAAUAACUUUGAUGUGAAUGGCAUCUCAAGGGACUUAGUUGAAUCCAUUAAGUACAUUCACGAGCUUGAUGAGCAUGUACUUCAGACCUAUAUCUUCUCAGGAGAGGAAACUAUGUGCCAAUUGUCAGCCUUGCCUGCUGGUUGCAUACCAGGAUUAGAUUUGGUGACAUGGAAUGGGAAGCACUGCUUUGUCAAGCUCGCGAACUUGUGGGUCAAUCUAAUAAGUUCAGAUCCUCCCAAGUGA